Papilio machaon (common yellow swallowtail) is the source of this 3367-nucleotide messenger RNA. It is a transcript of the gene Liprin-beta, whose product is annotated as liprin-beta-1. The transcript has 13 exons. NCBI's taxonomy places the organism in Eukaryota, Metazoa, Arthropoda, Insecta, Lepidoptera, Papilionidae. Gene Ontology annotation, cellular component: presynaptic active zone. The coding region runs from base 316 to 2919 and encodes 867 amino acids. The record is from RefSeq and is a predicted model, not a curated record. Gene Ontology annotation, biological process: neuromuscular junction development. Gene Ontology annotation, molecular function: protein binding.
ACCGAGUGGCCCGAGCCGCGUGCAGCACGACGCACGUCUCACACUGCGCUUACGCGUCGUUAGUCGCUACUCGCUACUUGCUGUGUGUUUAACAACUUACAUUAAACCUAUUCUAAUCUCGCCGUAUAAAUAACAUUACUAUCGUUUACGUGUGUAUAAUAAAGUGUUUUCUAACGCCUAGAAACAUAUUACUUAAAAAAAAAAAAGAUCAAAGAGGGAAGGGUGUCCGGAAUGCAUCAGACGCAUGAACCGAGAUCUAUUUCCGGGCGCAAACGUUAGCCGUGUUCGUACGCGUCGCUCAUUUUGAACUAAAACAUGCGCGAGCUCGGCCGUGGGGGAUCAUUCGUGGCGGCCACCAUAGCCGCGUUGCACAACCGGUCUGCGGUCGAAAAACACCAAGCCUUCAAUUCGCUUCCGGCCGUCGAGAAGAUAGCCAUCCCCGAGAGACGAUCGGAGGAUAACUUCUUCGAAGAGCUCUCCCGCCGGACAUCCGCCGCCAGCGAGCGUCCUCGGUCGACGGCCUCGGAGGCGUCGGGCCGCGACUCCGCGUCCGUUCAGUCCAGCGAGGAGGCACCCCCGCACGAAAGCGGCGACUCGGACAGCCCCGAUGAAGCCACAGUGAAAUGCAAAACAUGGACUGACGGAGCGGUGGCUCCGCAGCGCGCUAAUUCCUCCGAUACUGAGUCCAGCACCACCAGCGAUGACGAUUCUGAGGAGCACGAGUACGAGACUGGCUGUGGAGACGCCGACUAUCACACUUUAACACCAAACAGCCGCAGGGAUAACUCGACUCGCUGCGACCAUGAUUUCAAAUGGAUGCCAAGCGGAGAUAUAAUGGAAGAAGGGGCCGAAGCUGCGUCGUUAGGGACUCGUCCCGAUGAUUACAAUUCUGCCAGCUUGGACAGAAGACGCCGUAGGACAGGCAGUCGUAGUGAUCGCAGUGAUAGAGAUAGGAAGUCUAGGUCAUCGCUGAAUAGCAAACCGCCGCAGCACCCGAGCAGCGUGCGCGCCUCCCCGCGACCGCGACGUCCGAGAAACGAGGAAACUCCUCCAGACCUACAGCGGCGAUGGAACUCGUACGAGCACUUCCGGUGGCCGGAGGGCGGGUGGUAUCCGCCUAUGUGCUGGUGCCACGGGCCGCCCGCGCCGCCCCCCUGCUGCAUGCACGACCGCGCGUGGCCCUCACACCCCUCACUCCCGCCCAUGCCCACCUCGCGAUCUUAUAAGAAUGAUGCAGAGGAUAGAGUCAGGAGAUUGGAAGCUGACAAAGAGAGCUUGCAGUUACAAGUGCAGGUUCUGUCGGAACAGAUCGCAGCGCAGACGGAGAAGAUGGCGGAUUUGGAACGAUCCCUUAACGAGACACGACAGAAACUUGACGACACAGAGCAGAGGUUACAGAAGGAGAUGCUGUCACGAUCAUCAUUGGAAACACAAAAGCUAGAACUCCUUUCAAAGCUAAGUGAAGUCAGAUUACGAGUGGUAGAGCGAGGCGUUCUAGAACGUUCUCCGCCUCCCGACGCUGCGCCGCUACCACGACCAGCUCCGCCCAGGACACCGCCAGCUAACUACGGGCGUCAGAUCGAGCGCAACACGCACCUCUACUCAUCAUUACCUCGCUCCUCGGUGCUGACGUCAGAGGCUCGCGUCGCGUUCGGUAAACAGAACAACAUGGUGGUGGCGCGCGGCCGCGGACACUCGGUGCCCAAUCUAGCUGAAAAAGAAGAGGCGGUACCUCGAGGUAGUCCCUCGCCGUCUCUACGUGAGGUGCGCGCUCGUCUCGGCAGCGGGGGAGGGGGCGGAGGAGGGGGCGUGCGUCUGGAGGGGGACGAGUUCGCGAGGGGGGGACUGCGCGCCUCCGCCCCGCGCAGGGUAAAUACACUGCCAAGACAAACAAGAGAUAUACGCGAGUGGGACUGUGAGAUGACAUGCCAGUGGCUGGAGGGUAUGGGGCUGGAGUCUUACGUGAGUGCGGCGCGCGCGUGGCUCGGCGCAGCCCCCGACUCGCGCGGAGUACUCGCCAACGCAUCACAUGCUACCAUAGAGAAGGAGCUCGCCAUCAAACAUCCCAUGCACAAGAAGAAGAUUAUACUUGCCGUUACUGAUCUAAUGGGAGGUCAUGGAGACCCGUUGCUGAGCAAAGCUGGCUCGCUGGACACAGCUUGGGCGCUGCGCUGGCUGGAGGACGCGGGAGUGUGCGGUGCGCGGGGCGCUGCUGCGGAUGCUGCGCUGGAUGGCCGCCUGCUGCAUCGUCUCACUCACAACGAGCUGCACACACAUCUGCGUGUCACACAUGCACUGCACGCUCUCUCUAUACGACGAGGUAUCCAAGUGUUGCGGGAGAACGAAUUCAACCCGGAGACUAUGGUGAGGCGUGCGGCGGAGGGCGAAGCGCCCGCAGUGGAGGGCGAAGCACCCUCUGAGCGCGCGCCCGCAGACCUCGCGCGGUGGUCCUCACACCGCGUCAUGCAGUGGCUCAAAGAGAUAGACCUCGCGGAGUACGCACCUAACCUUCGGGGAGCAGGUGUACAUGGAGGUUUGAUGUUGUUGGAGCCAAGAUUCACAGCGGAACUUUUGGCCGCGCUGCUCAACAUCCCCGCCAACAAGACGCUGCUGCGCCGACAUCUCACACAAAGGUUUAACGAUUUACUCGGUCGAGAAGUGAUACAACAGAAACGCAACGCGGAACAAACACUAGGCUAUCAGCCGCUCACAGCAACUACCAAAUAUAAGGUACCAAAGAAGAGCCAGUUCUCGUUGAAGCGCAAGAAGAGCCGCGAGGAGUUGGAGCUGUGCGAGCUGGUCUGUCCGCUGCGGGAAGACGCAUCAGGUGACACCGCCUCGCCCAUGAUGAGAGCAAAGUCAGUAGCAGUCGUAGAGUCGGGUGUCUGUCCCCCGCGUGAUGAGAGUCGCGCACAAUAACGUCUGCGACCAGUCUCGCUCAGCGCUCUCGCCGGCGAGACUGUGCUGUGACUCCGCACCGCACACAUCACACCACAGGUAACGCCCAUUUGCAGCUACACUUUAACUGUUCCCACUCAGAGUCAAGCACUAAAGGAGCUCCUCGGUAUAUAUGUCUCAUGGUAAAUUUGUGAGGCAGUUAAUUGUGUAUCCGAACAGUGUCAGUUAUUGAGUUAAAAAGUGUUGGACGUGAAUCCGAACUUUUUUGACAGUUAACGAAAAUUAAUCCGUGUUGGAUGUGUAUCCGAACUGUCAUUGAAAUGUUAUACACGUAUCGAACGAGUAUCCGAAUGUUUGUCACAAAAUUAACGUGUUAUUUGAGAACUUUAAAUAAAGCUAUAGUGUGUUUUAAAUUUCAAACGAUUUUACUGCAUCGUUAUUGAUUUGUAUUUAAACUAAAUAAAUACAC